Messenger RNA from Lachancea fermentati, 1938 nucleotides. Lineage: Eukaryota; Fungi; Ascomycota; Saccharomycetes; Saccharomycetales; Saccharomycetaceae. The record is from the annotation of a GenBank genome assembly.
AUGUCUAUAACAAAUGAGACAAGUUUGAGGGAUAGACAAAUAGCAUGCAUUGAGAGGAUGUUGAUGUUCAACAAGGAAACAUCUUCGUCAGAUUUAACUUCUGGAUUAGAUGGCCAAGAAAUGGUAUGGAAGGUUCUGGUUCUUGACUCUAAAAGUACGGCCAUUGUUUCUUCGAUUCUUCGCGUCAACGAUCUACUGAAAUCCGGAGUCACUGUUCACAGCCUUAUCCAGCAGAAAAGAACCCCACUUCCCGACGUUCCUGUGGUGUAUUUCGUACAACCUACGCAGGAAAAUAUCAACAUCAUUGUUGAGGAUUUGAAGGAAGACAAGUAUGCCGAAUUUUAUGUGAACUUCACUUCCACACUCAAUCGAGAAUUGUUGGAAGAUUUUGCGAAGCAAGUCUCAGGAACUGGAAAAUCAGCCAAAAUCAAGCAACUGUAUGAUCAAUAUUCAGAAUUUGUAGUCACCGAACCUGACUUGUUUUCAUUGGAGAUAAAGAAUACAUACCGCCAAUUCAACGACCCUCAGGCUAAUGAAAGUCAGAUCACAAGUAUUUGUGACAAUGUAGCCGAUGGAUUAUAUGAUGCAGUUAUGACCAUUGGCUCAAUUCCAGUAAUCCGCGCUCCAAAAGGCGGUCCAGCCGAAAUGGUGGCCCAAAAACUCGAAAGCAAGCUUCGUGACUAUGUUAUUAACACUAGAGCUAACUCUACAAGCGCCAGUAGCUCUUUAGAAAGAUUUGUUUUGGUAAUUCUCGAUAGAAAUAUUGACUUGGCAUCUAUGUUUGCGCAUUCAUGGAUUUAUCAAUGCUUGGUUUUCGAUGUUUUUAAAUUGACUAGAAACACUAUUACCAUACCAUCGAAGGGAGAAGAUGGUCAAGAAAUCCAGAAGAAGAUGGAUAUCGAUCCUAAAGAUUUUUUUGUGAACGCAAAUGCCCAUUUGCCUUUCCCUGACGCAGUAGAAAAUGUCGAAGCUGCGCUUGCUGACUACAAAGCUCAGGCAGAAGAAAUCACUAGAAAAACAGGCGUAAGCGAACUUAGCGAGUUAGACCCCAGUUCAAACAAUGAUACUUUACAAAUUCAAGAAGCUGUCAACAAGUUACCAGAAUUGACUUCUAGGAAAGCAAUUAUCGAUACGCAUAUGAGUGUUCUAGCAUCCCUUCUUUCACAACUGGAAAGUAAGGGUUUAGACUCGUUUUUUGAGAUUGAGCAAGGUCAAGAUUCACCAAAGUCCAGGCAAAGAUUUUUAGAUACUCUUAAAGAUGGCAAAACCACUAACCUUGAGGACAAACUCAGAACGUUUAUUAUUCUGUACCUGGCGUCACCUAGUGGUUUACCUGCUGACUUUGUCAAGAAAGUUGAGAAGUAUUUCAAUGACCAAGAAUAUGACAUCGGAGCAUUGAAAUAUGUCUACAAAUUGCGGGAGAUUAUGAAACUGUCAAAUCUAUCAUUUCAAAACAAGUCUUUAGAAAAUGGUCAUAUCGACAACAAGAAUGAUAACGCAAACGCUAACUCAUCUUUACUGUUAUCCGGUCUUUCUAACAAGCUUUACGGUCUUACCGAAGGUAAAAUCCAGGGUGGUGUCGGAUCUUUAAUUUCAGGAAUAAAGAACUUUUUACCCGAGAAGAAGACGAUUCCUAUUACCAACUUAGUAGAAGCGAUCAUGGACCCCUUGAAUAGUUCACAGAAAAAUUUGGAAUCCACGGAUGAAUAUCUAUACUUCGAUCCUCGUGUGAUCAGAGGAUCGCAUACCAAGAAACCAAAAAGGCAAUCGUAUAAUAAGUCUUUGGUAUUUGUAGUUGGGGGUGGAAAUUACCUUGAAUAUCAAAAUUUGCAAGAAUGGGCACAUUCUCAACAAGGGAAUGCGAAAAGUGUUGUAUAUGGAAGCACUUCGAUUACAACGCCCACCGAUUUCCUACAAGAGAUCUCCAGUUUGGGUUAA